Molecule: messenger RNA, 1299 nt
Organism: Cryptococcus wingfieldii CBS 7118
Lineage: Eukaryota; Fungi; Basidiomycota; Tremellomycetes; Tremellales; Cryptococcaceae
Exons: 3
Coding region: 1-1299 (432 amino acids)
Source: RefSeq, a predicted model, not a curated record
AUGGACACCCCCCACAACCGCUCCUCUAUCGACACCAUCAUCCUCCUCUUUGCAACCCUCACUGCGACGAUGGCUUACCUUCAUCAUGUUCGCAAAAUGAGGAGAAACAGGCCGAUGCGAAGAGUCAUCCAUAAUGGCUACUGGAACGUGGAGCGGCAGAUAGAAGAAUGGCUUCACCACAGACAUCAUGGCAUUCGGACGUCCCUUGGCCUUCACGUCGACGAGUUCCUUGAUAUCAAAGACUUUCUAGAGGCGAAUGGGAUUGAAUUGGAGACAGAAGGAGUGUCAGCAAACGCAAGGCUGGCGAUGGCGCUAUAUAUGUUGCGCAAAGGAGCGUCACAGGCUUCUGUCGCUGAAGACUUUGGCCAGAGAAGCGAGGAUACAGUUUGGGGCUCCUUUUGGACGGUGGUUGAAGCAUUGGUCAGAGAAGAUAUCUUCCGCCAGUGGAUCAAGAUGCCUACCGCCGAAGACGGCCCACAUCCUAUACUGGCGGAUUACUCGCCGUUCGUUUUCCAGCAUGCCCUCGGGGCAGUAGAUGGAACACAUGUCUAUGUGAAGGUCCCCCAAUCCAGCAAAAAAGCCUACAUAUCGGGCAGGAAAGAUUCGCCUACCAUGAACGUCUUUGCCGCCUGUAACUUCGACCUCGAUUUCAUCUCCAUCUUUGCUGGUGUUGAGGGCUCGGCACAUGACUCCAGGGUCCUGUCAAUGGCCAAGUCACAAGGUCUCUUUGAUCUGCCUCCCGAGACCUACGUUUUGGGUGAUGCUGGGUAUGCACUCUCGGGCACUAUCCUGACCCCUCACCGUACUGUGAAGUAUCACACGUGGGAACCCGGAGCAAUCCCUCAGUCUGCCGAAGAAGAGUUCAAUCGGCAGCACGCAUCUCUGCGAAACUGCAUUGAACGCGCCUUCGGUCUAUUGAAAGGCAGAUUUCACAUCCUCCGCGACAAACCUCUACAACAAAAGCCCAAAAAUCAAUGGAAAGUCGUGGUGGCUUGUGCAGUGCUCCACAACAUGCUCAAUGCUCACCGGCGCGGCGGCAUGGAUCCGAUGGAUCAGGAGGAGAUGGAUGAGACGAUGCGUCGUGAAAGGGAAGAUAGGCAGGAUAGAGGUCGGAGGGAUCGCACAACGGGAAGUGAAGACGAGUCGUUGCUUGUUGGAGUGGAUGAUAUGAGGAGUAGGCGCCAGCAGUAUACAGAUAUCCUUUGGGAGAGGUUUCAAGCACGACGGCCUCGGCGAGGACGGCCUAGUGGGCGAGGACGGCCUAGGAGACAAAAUCAGAAUCGGGGGCAAUAUGAGUAG